This is a messenger RNA of Folsomia candida, 1917 nucleotides long. RefSeq lists its product as uncharacterized. Bases 179 to 1768 code for a protein of 529 amino acids. NCBI's taxonomy places the organism in Eukaryota, Metazoa, Arthropoda, Collembola, Entomobryomorpha, Isotomidae. The transcript is spliced from 5 exons. The record is from RefSeq and is a predicted model, not a curated record.
AUAACCAAAACCUUUGUCUCUUGCCUCUUGGCUUCACAUCAUUUUUACUUGUCAAUGACAGUCUGUCAUUGUGGUUUAGAAUUUGUUGGUAGUAUUAUUAACUCUCCAUCGUCCACAAUUCGUACCACAGCUGAUUGACCCUCUCUACUUAUAUGUUUUCAAAAUUGCACAGAAAAAUAUGGAAUACGAAGACGAAGAUUAUCCAAUGCGACAAGCUCUACAGAAUCCAGUCAUACUCCAGCAAAUAUUUAAAAAUGGAUCGGGUUCUUUAAGAAACCUACGACUUGUUUGCCAUUUAUGGAAUGAAAUCGCAGUCUCCCUUCCCCAACCAAUUUUGCGCCUUGGGCUUUACAAACGACCGUACCCGUGGCAUUCAGAUUCAUCAGGGAAAGUCGAUUGUUGCAGUGGAACCCCAUUUCAAUUAUUCUGUUUAAAAAUGGAACCGAAAUUAGCACGUCGGAUAAUAGAAUACGGAUGCAAAAAUCAAGAUAAACACCCACCUCUUUUACGAAUUGCUGGCGCCUCAUCCAGACUGCUCCAUAUUUGCGAUAAGUUCAGUCAAUACGUGGAAGACUUGACAAUAACAUUCGCCAAUGAAGACUUGAUCUCAACGCUUUACGAAACUGUAGAAAACCGUUGCCCAAAUUUGAAAAGACUGGAAAUCUGCUUGCAAACGGAUGAAAUGAAUAAUUUCGACGAUAAAAUUAUUUAUUCCGCGUCACAAUUUGCCAUCUCUUGGCCAAAACUGACCUCAGUUAAAAUACUGGACAUGACUGGACAAGCUCGUUUCCUCCAGAUGACACAAUGCAUCCUCUAUUCGACCCCAAACUUGAAAUACUUUUGCUAUCAUGGCAAAAAGUAUCCGGAUCUCAGCCAGAAUUUAAAUGUAAAACGGAUUAAGGUCGACUUACGUAAAAUGAGAGCGAGUGAAAUCCCCUGUUGUAAUGGUCCCCACGGAUUAAACAAAAUGCUGGAUCAAGUAAAAGAUCGCCUUCAAGUUUUAUGCGUUCAAAAUGACAUGUUUGAUGAUGAUCUCUACAACGAUUCCAGUGACGAUGACAUGGAUGAUGAUCCCAUAAAGACAGAAGCUGGCAGAAUUGCUUUCAAAAUCCCGAAAAUGAAGAAUCUUAAAGAAUUUAGAAAUGAAAGGUUGGACGCUUUUAGUUGUGGGGCUAAUUUGCAAGAUAUUUGCGCAGCGAGGCUCCCAGCUUUGGAGACUUUAGAAAUUUCAAAAUUACAUCACUGUGAGUUGGACGAUUUACUACGAAAUAUUAUACAGAAAAAGGGCUACUUUAGUGGGGUGAAAGUUCUGCAUCUUUCAUGUGUCCGCGAUCCCGAAUUAAUUAUACGAUUAAAGACACCAUUCCCAAAUUUGGAAAACUUAACAAUUGUACAGUUCGGAAUUGAUGAAAAUGUGCCGUUUACCAACGUCGGAACAGUAUUAAGAUCGUGUAACUCACUCGGACUGAAAUCUUUGACACUGGAUGUUUCAAUUGAAGAUAUACAAUUGUCUAAUUUUAUUCAGUGUUUUUCAAAUUGCGAGAAAUUGUUGAUAAGCGGUCUCAAAACUUUGGAAAUAAUUGAAAAUGGAGUCGAUGAUGAUUUAGACAUGUUAGUUGAUGGAGUCGCACAAAUGAAGCAAAUCCUUUUGCAAAUGAAUUCAUUCGAAAAUACAAUUAUUCGGGGGAUUCAAUUCAAAGAAGCUACAUGGAAAUGGGUUGAAGCCUUCAUUCAAGAAAACAAAAUCCCAGUUAUUUUUCAUUGUUAAUCUAUAUAUUAGCCAUUCAUGGAAAUAUAAAACUCAAACUUAGCAGUUAUUAUUAGUAUAAAUUGUAUAUCAAAGAUGAAUAAGUUUGGAAAAUGUAAGUUUACAUUAGCAUUUGUAAUCUUCAUAAUAAAAAUUUAUUUUGUGAGGUU